This is a messenger RNA of Copidosoma floridanum, 6441 nucleotides long. It is a transcript of the gene GEFmeso, whose product is annotated as Guanine nucleotide exchange factor in mesoderm. The record is from RefSeq and is a predicted model, not a curated record. Gene Ontology annotation, molecular function: small GTPase binding; guanyl-nucleotide exchange factor activity. Lineage: Eukaryota; Metazoa; Arthropoda; Insecta; Hymenoptera; Encyrtidae.
GUUCCGGUCGACGUGAGCGGCGGAGUCUCGUGUGUUUUUUUUUUACGAGAACUACAAGGGCUCUCGUCGUUGUUUUCCAUUUCUGACAAUAAGGAUUUAAUUACUUACGAGCACGCGCGCGUCAACUCAUAAGUGGUACGUGAUAAAGUAUAUAACAUAUAUUAUCCACUUGCACAAAGAAAAGUGAACAAGCAUACAACAAGUGACAACAAACCAAACGUGUGCAAAAAUUAUUACCUCCUCAGUAUAGUAUAUAGAGCCUACCUACCUAUAAUACCUCGUAUAAUACCGCUUAUACGGGAUAAACAGCGUCGAGGAGGAGAGAAAAAAGGGGGCAUGAGCGGGAGAGAAGAUGAGAGAUGAGCAGCAGCACCAGCUCAGCUGCAGCAGCCGGCUGGAGCGAGCCGAUGGUGGCGGUGGUGCUGUACACCAUCAUCGUCUGCCCGAGCUGCCUCCUUGCCGGGGCAGGAAAAAGAGCGAGGACGACGAGGCGAGGAUGAGCGAGGCUGCCGUCGACUCGGACGGUUCCAUCAGCUGGGAGGACUUUAUCGGUACGACGACGGACCUCGUGCCGCAGCUGCUGGGGAUGUUCGACGAGAUAGCGCGAGCCGGCGUUGACAAGAAUUGCUCGAGCCCGACACCGCGGGAUCUGCAUCGCCAUGCGCUGUACAGCUCGGCCGAUCUCAAGAAACAACUGAGCCUCGUCCACCAGAAACAACAGCAGCGAAGAUCGCGAAUCGUCUCGACGUCGUACCUCGACAUGGCACCGGCGCCCGAAGACGUCGUCACUCACCGGGACGAGCCGAACUUUGGCGCCAACGAGUUAUCCUCGUCCUCGUGCUGCUCCGAGUCAUCGCCGACCAUCCUCGUCGAGGACAAAUCCAGCCCGAGGCUCGGAAGGAACCAGCAUGGCUCGCCAACGCCGCUCAGGUACGUCGGUCGCUGGUGUCGAUCGCAGCAAAAUCAGCAGCCGGGCAGUAGGCCGGUGUCGGGAAGCUCGAUAGCCUCGAGCACCUCGUCGAGCGGAUGUAGCAACCAAGACGGCCCGGGUGGCCAUCACCACCACGCGACGAAUCCAUAUUUGGCCUCGGUCGAGUCGCUCGCCGACACUUGCGCCAGUUCUCAAGGUUCGGGUGACAGCGGGGUGGUGACGAUAUCCGAGUCGAGCGGCGGCGGUGGCUGCAGCAGCGUCAUCGGCAACGGAGUCGGCGGCAACCGGCCGGGCGGUAAGAUCCGCCUGUCGGACGUGGACAAGGCGACGGCGGCUCGUUACUUCGACGAGAGGAGGCCGCGGUACUGCGACCCCCACAGGACCCCCGUGGAGAGGGUCCUCCUCGAGAUAGUCGACACCGAGGCCGUUUACGUCGAGCAUCUACGACAAGUCAUUCAGGGCUACUUGGUUUGCUGGAGGGAAGAUCCCAGCUCGUUGAUCAGGGACUGCGAGCUUGGCGGCUUGUUCAGCAACAUAGAGGACAUUUUCGAGUUCAAUCGUAAUUUUUUGUCAGCGUUGGACAAUAACGGAUUGGAUCCGAUCAGGGUGGCCAAUACGUUCAUCGAGCACAAUGCCGGCUUCGAAGUCUACACGGAGUACUGCACGAAUUACCCGAGGACCGUCUCGAUAUUGACGAACCUGAUGGGCCAAGAGGAGACCGCCAGGGCUUUUAGGGAGCGUCAGGCGGCCCUCGGUCACGAUCUCCCGCUGGGCUCGUUCCUCCUGAAGCCGGUCCAACGGAUUCUCAAGUACCACCUGCUCCUCCAGAACCUGUCGAAGGAGUUUGAGGCGCACGCCGUCGCGGACGACAGCAGUGCCGAGGAGGGCAAGGCGGCGAUCGAGGGCGCUCUUAAGGCAAUGGCAGGCAUAGCCACGCACAUCAACGAGAUGAAGCGCAAGCACGAGCACGCGGUGCGCGUCCAGGAGAUCCAGUCGCUCUUGUACGGCUGGCCGGGACCUGACCUCACUACGGGUGGCGAGCUCAUAGCCGAGGGUAGCUUCAGGAUGAGGGGCGCCAAGGCACCCAGGCACGCUUUUCUCUUUGAUCGGAUGCUGUUGCUCACCAAGAAGCGAGAGGACGGCCUGCUCGUCUACAAGGCUCAUAUAUUGUGUUCAAAUUUAACGUUAAUGGAGAGUAUUCCCGGGGAGCCGCUCUGCUUUCACGUGAUACCCUUCGACAAUUCGCAAAUCCAGUACAAGCUGCAGGCCCGAAAUCUCGAGCAGAAACGCGAGUGGACGCUGCAAAUAAAGAGGGUGAUUUUGGAAAAUUACAACGCGGUGAUACCUACGCACGCGCGUCAGCUUGUGCUUCAAAUUGGCCAAAACAAGUCGGAAGAACAAAGUUACGCGAUAGAUUCGGACUAUCACGGUAGAAAGUCAGCCAGAGAAAGGCGAAGGUCGGAAACUGGGCUCAAGCAAAGACUGAAGAAGGGCAGAAAGAGCGAUGUCUCCACGGCAGAGAAUUCGCCAAUGUGUCCUCGAAAGAAUCAACCGGGCGAACCCAGUCACUACUACUCGAAGGACGAAAAUCUCAAUCGAAGCUCUGAAGUUCGUGGGUCAAAAAUAAAGGAUCGCUUCACGAAUUGGCGAAGGAAAUCCGAGCCAGGUUUUCAGUCCUACAUAGACUUGCACGCGUCGGAUCCCGAGGAAAACGCAACCGACAGCCUCAACGGGAGCGCUACCCCAACUCAAGAGCUCACGAGCAAGGACAGCGAGACGCAAACCGAGUCCGAGGAGGCCGUCGAGCCAACGAGAACCAAAGAGAACGGUUGCCACGAGAACGGCGACUGCAAAGACAAGCUCGAGGUGCAGCAGCGAAGCGUCGAGGAGAUCGUCAGCAAUAUCCUCAUGAGCCAGGAAUUACAGCAACGCCUGGAGAAACAGCGCAACAAAAUCUGCUCGCACAACGGCGCUCUCAAGCACAAUCAGAGAUUCACCAAGUCAGCUGCUGCGUCGAUCGAGAGCUCGGAGGAGGACGACAGCGACAACGACGGAAAGAACGGCGUCGAUGCCGGUCGAUCGCGUCCCCGAUUUUCACGACGCGAACAGUGCUUCGUUCGAGCGGUUAAUGCGUACAACCAGCGUAGCUUUCGUUCGCAAUACGAUAGUUUCCGUAAUCUCGAUGUCGAAUCUUUGCUUCUUCACGCGCACCAUCAGCACCAACACUCGAGCCCGACGACGAGAACCUCGACUCGGUGCACGGCUAACGAGAGACGAUCGCCGCCUGAAAAUAUGAAAAAACCAAAUAUCGUAACUGAGAGCAAAGUUAUUAAGACGGCCCUGCGCCUACGCGAAAAUUGCGACUCGGAGAAAGAGGAGCCCAUUUAUGAGACGCCUACGAUCGUAAAGAAGAAUGAGGAGCCUGCGGAGGAUAAGAACAGUAAAGGUAACUACGGUGACUUGCAGCACACGUGGGACGGCUGUCUGGAAACCGACGACAGAAACGUACACGACUGCCCAACGAAGACGGCAGUGUGGCUUACCAAACUCUGCGAAGGUUUGCCCGACCAGCCACAAAAGUGCGGCUCGCUGCCGCGUAGCUUCCAAAUGAUGAAUCCCACGGAUGCGAGCCAGCUGUCCAAGUCGAGGUUUUUGCAGCGCGACGGCAAGUCGAUGACCGAGCGACCGUUCACCAUCGCCUCGGACAAGCCAGCCGAGAUCAAUCUCGAGGACAUGGAGCGUUACGCCUCGAGUUGCCAGGGUUCCGCGAGGAUAGCCAAGUUUCCGAUUACCGGUGGCAGUGGAGCCAAUCACGGUUCGUCGACCUCGUCUUCCACGUUCUUCUGCUCGCUGGAUGACGCAUCUUUCACAGACGCAGACACCCUGUCGUCGAGACCGGCCUCGCUGUCCACGAGCACUCACGUGCAUCCGGACCACAAGAUCUAUCGAGCCAACGGAACAACGAGUAAAGAAACGAGUAAUGGAACGACUUCGAAUUUAUCGAGUUCGAGUUUGCGAAGCGUCCUAUCGAAAGCCGGCAGUCGGUUGCAGGGUCUGAGGUCGAGUCGAAGCACGGAAAUGCUCGAGUGCAGCAGCGAAGAAGUAGAGCGCGUGGGCUACUUCCGCUCGUUCAGGCAACGUAACAAAAACAAGCAACAAACGAACAAGUCCAUCUCUGACGUCGACGAGAUGGUGGGCUGUGUCUCGGCAAGGUCGCGUUUCGAACCAAUUCCCUAUCACAAGCAGGGCAGUCCAAGCUUGGGAGCUCGGAUAGCGCAGGCGGACUACGCAGAUCCGACGAUACUUUUCUCCGAGAGCCGCAGAAACCUGGCAGCGAGGGAAAGCCAGGCUGCCGCGGCUGCUGCAGCAGCAGAAGCCAAGCAAGCAGAAGAGGAGGAAGUUUUCGACAUCGUGGAGGAGGGUGUAGAGGCACACGAGAGUGACAGCUUUUACGAGCGCUCCUUUGAGACUAUCGAGAAUUACGUGGAUGCGGAGUCGGAGGAAGUCUUCCGAGACAGUGCAAUAUUUAGCGAUGCCGAUGACUCCAGUAUCAAACUUAACGAGACUGUGACGGCUGUUAGUUCAACGAAAGUUAUAUUGCCUGUGCCUACGAAAAAAAAGAUCAAGCGGAACACUGUCGUUGUUGGCGAGAAGCCUGCGAUUACUCAGAAGCCAGCGCACUUAAAACUGCACGCGAGAAUCGUCAAGUGCCGGGGGCCUAGGAUCGUGCCGAAGAGCACAGACGCGACGACGAUGACAGACAGGGAAAAGUCAAACGAGUCCGAGGAUACCAAGAAAAACGACGACGUCUCGGCUGGUCAGAACCAAGUGGGUUGGGUCAAGAGGAUGGUUGGACAGCUGCAGGCUCAAGUUGAUGCUUGAUGGGUGUGCGGAUCUCCUUUUGGCGAGAUAAUUUUUAUUCUUCCGAGAGAUUUGGCUGCACACUGCUUUCUCUCCAGUUUUUCUGUCUGAAAUGUUUCAUCGAUUGCAGUAUUUGCACGUUUUUGGGCUACUAUGGUCGAUUGUGGUUUUUUUUUUUUUUUUUUUUUUUUUUUUACAUUGACAUGUGAAGUACUCCGUUAAAUUAUUUACAGAGCGUUGAGGAAUUGUGAUUGUCCUGUUAUUGAAAAAUCGUUAACCAUAGUCUCGCAAGAAUAGUGUUAUUUAAUUUAUAGUCAAAUUUUUGAUAAAAAUUAAUGAAACGUUUCAUACAGGAUUUAGUUUUCUAAGUAGGAUUCACCUGUUCUCGUUUUUCACUGACCUUUUUUGCGAUUAUGCAAAGUUGUGAGUUGGUUGAGCAAUGUUGUUUGAUGUAACGGUGGUCAAACGAACAAACUUAUAAAAAUUUAAAUUAUUCGAUAACAAUGAGUCAUGUUUUGAGGGACUGUGUAUUUGUUUAUAAAAAUAGUAACUUGUGAUACGAAUUUGUACUAGUUUCGCUUAAUUUUAUACUUGACACUUUUCGAGGUAUUUGAGGAUUUUUUGUAAAAAAAUAUUUUUCAUCUUUUGUGUAAGAAAAUGUUGAUGUUUGUAAUUGACAAUAUUAAUAUUACAGUAACAUAUCACAAACUAAAAAAGUCGUUUGGAAAUAUAUUAUUCAACUAUAUAAACGCUUUUGCAUACUCAAUUAUUCAUCAUUCAUCAAUGUUUGUUCCAAACUUUUUAAUAAAAAUAAAAGACAGUUAACAGAUAAACAAAAGAAACGAGAAGAAAGUCAAAAAAUUCUGUCCUAGCGAUAAAAGAAAAAAACUUUUUAUUAAUAAUCAAAAUAACUAGUUAAAAAGUUCACUAAUCAAAAUUCCACAAAACGUGUUGGAAAAACUUUUAUAAUAUACAUUGACGUCUGUAGAUCGCGAACGAUCGAUAAAGUAACCAAAAAAUUCGUCCAAAUGAUCCUAAAAAGAUUUAUGAACAAAAAAAUAUUAAAAUAGUUCAAGUAUUUAAAUAAUUCAAAAAACAUUGAGAGUCAUAUAUCAAAACUCGAGAUGACAGUGCACCGAAAAUAAGGCUGAUUAUUCGCAUUGCAUUUUCACAACGGUGCAAAAAAUAUGAGAAAAACAACAAAUGCAGUUAACAUCCAAUUAUUUAGGCAAGAGAAAGAAAGUAAAGAGACAAGUUGGCCAUAAUAUCGUGCGAUAAACAAAAUUUUUUUUAAACUUUGCAGUUUUUUUAGUACUACUUUACUGUAGCUUUAAUCUUAAUGUAAAUGAGUUUCGAGUCUUUUUUAUAUAUAUAUUGUUAAAACUGUGUUAUAGUCUAACUUGCCUAAAGCAAAGUACAAGUAUUUUAUAAUUAUACGAAUUGUUAAUGAGACAUAAGGCUUUGCUGCCAUGAUAAAUCGAGUCUUUCUUGAAACACGCACACUGGAUUUCGAACCUCCAAGAUCUCCAUCCGAUUUCAAAUUGAUUUUAUAUACGUAGAUUUAUGUAUAUUUCUAAGAAUUUAUAUUAAAAAGGCUCGUAUCGAGUUAUAAUUAACUACAAUAAAUAAAUGUACUUUUUUUCAAAAUA